Carya illinoinensis is the source of this 1614-nucleotide messenger RNA. Its product is annotated as protein trichome birefringence-like 19. The record is from RefSeq and is a predicted model, not a curated record. Gene Ontology annotation, molecular function: O-acetyltransferase activity. The transcript has 2 exons. Lineage: Eukaryota; Viridiplantae; Streptophyta; Magnoliopsida; Fagales; Juglandaceae. Gene Ontology annotation, cellular component: Golgi apparatus. The coding region runs from base 226 to 1482 and encodes 418 amino acids.
CGCAACUUGAAGGGUGGGGGAAAUAAAGAAAAGUACUUCAUAGAUCAUAUAAAGAAAAGUACUUAAAGAAAAGUACCUAAUAGAUAUUCUGCAUCAUGAUUAACGAGACUUUAAUUUCAGUUUUGUUCUCAUAUAAAUUAGAAAGAUUAUCGUUGUUAUUCAUUUCACGUCCUGUUCCGAAUCCGAAGUUGUCUAGUCUUCCUCGAUCCUGUCUCUUCCUCAUUCAUGAUGUCUCAUUUCCUUGAGCUUCCUCCCGGCCUUGGGAAGAGAUCACUAUCAUACAUGAACAUGACCAGUACUACUACCAUUAAAGUUCUCUUACUAGCCCUUACCAUCAUUUUCCUCAUAGUAGUGAUCCCUCUCUCCCCGGUAAACGAUUCAUCAUGGCCAUGGCUGUAUCCAAAAGACAACGUCGACAUGAGCAUCAAGUUUGGGAAGAAAUGCAAUAUAUUUCGCGGAAGAUGGGUUCCGUACCCCGGUGGUCCUUAUUACACAAAUAGGACUUGUCGUGAAAUCUUCGACCAACAAAAUUGCAUGAAGUUUGGAAGACCAGACACUGAGUUUUUGAAAUGGAGGUGGAAACCAGAUGAAUGCGAGCUACCUCUCUUUGAUGCAGUGCAGUUCUUGGAGCAUGUCAAAGGGAAGUCAAUGGCCUUUAUUGGAGACUCUUUGGGAAGAAACCAAAUGCAGUCACUAUUGUGCCUCUUGGCGAGGGUUAGCAAUCCUACUGAUGUUUCUUACACCAGGGAUCCAAGGUUUAAACGCUGGGUUUAUGUGGACUACAACUUCACACUGGCAUCCUUCUGGUCACCACAUUUGGUCAAUGCCAUAGACACAGACCCCAAUGGGCCAACAUAUAACCGCCUCAUGAACCUUUACUUAGAUGAGCCUAACCAUGAGUGGGCAUCUCAGGUAGAGACAUUCAACUAUGUUAUCAUCUCAGCUGGACGAUGGUUCUUUGGACCACAAAUGUUCUUUGAAAAUGGUCAUGUUGUUGGGUGUCAUGCAUGUCUCAAGACUGACGUUAAAAACCUGACCAUGAUCUAUGGAUAUAGAAAGGCCUUUAGAACUGCACUCGGGACCCUUGUAAAGCUCAAAAAUUUCAAGGGGGUGACUAUUUUGAGGACAUUGUCACCGGCGCAUUUUGAGAAUGGGGAAUGGGAUAAAGGAGGGAAUUGCGUAAGGACAAGGCCUGUGAGUAAUUCUUCAGAAAUGAAGUUGGAUGGAGCCGAUUUGAAGUUGUACAUGACUCAAGUGGAGGAGCUAAGGGCAGCAGAGAGGGAAGGGAGGAAGAGGGGUUUGAAGUUUUGGAUGCUAGAUACAACUGAAGCUAUGAUAGCGAGGCCAGAUGGGCACCCCAACCAUUAUGGGCAUUGGCCACAUGAAAAUGUGACUAUUGCUGAUUGUGUCCAUUGGUGCUUGCCUGGCCCCAUUGACACGUGGAAUGAGUUCUUGCUUAAAAUGUUAAAGGUAUAUGGAUGAUCAUCAGGAUUCUUUCCAGAGAAAACCUCAGUAAUAAUGGACAUGACACGUCUUAAGUCAAGUCGGUCAAAGUAGUAUGUAUUUUCUUAAAAUGCAAGAUGAAAGCCUAAGUAAACAUUCUUCUAUUGAAAA